Striga asiatica is the source of this 693-nucleotide messenger RNA. NCBI's taxonomy places the organism in Eukaryota, Viridiplantae, Streptophyta, Magnoliopsida, Lamiales, Orobanchaceae. The record is from the annotation of a GenBank genome assembly.
AUGACCGAAUUCGCCGGCGAGCAACAUUUCUGUCCGUCAAUGUCCAUGGAGACGUCGCCGUCAGCUAACCACCGUCUGGUUGACUCUAUCUCGCCGUCUACUGCAUCCGGUCCGCCGUCGUUCGAUCCGCUGACUGUACCAUCGCCAAUGCUUGCAAGCCACUCCGAGAAGCGCCUCAACUCAUCUUACUCAUCAUCCCCACCAAGGCUUCGAAGCCUCAUAUUCCGAGCUGAAACCCUAAAAAUCAGAUCUCAACUCUCUCCCUCGCCAAAAUCGCCUUCGCCGCACCUACCCGAUCCCGUCGGCCCGUCGUCCUCAAGUAGUUUUCCGGCUAUCUGCUCCACGCUCGCCCUCAAGCAGUCAAGUUGUGCAACUCAAGGCUCAGGAACUGCUCCACCCUCGCUCUCGUUCACGGCCAGAGAUCUACUCCACGCCUCCACUCUCGCCCUCGUUCACGGCCUGAGGAUCCUGAAGAAGAUCUUCAUUUUGAAGAAGUUGAUUUGCUUUAAGACGUGCUCCAUAUUGUUGCUGCCAGUGCCAGGAAUUCCGGGAAAUGAGAUGAUGAGCCGACGGUGGUUGAUCAAAUCUGAAGUUGCUUUAUUGUUUUGGACUUUGUUCUUGAAUUUUGUGUGGCGGAUAACAAUCCCUACUUUUUUAACCGGUAUUGCGAGUGAGGAAGAAAACUUGGUAUAG